AUGCAACCCAUGGGAGCUCUACAGCCUGGUAUGCCAUCUCCUUGUAUGCUGCCGGAAAAGUGGCACAUAUUGAUCAUUGACUUGAAGGACUGUUUUUUCACGAUCCCAUUACAUCCUCUAGACACCGAACGUUUCGCCUUUUCGAUGCUGUCAACGAACAAAGCCAGCCCAGCAGAACGAUAUGAAUGGGUUGUCCUACCACAAGGCAUGAAAAACUCACCUACCUUAUGUCAACUUUACGUUGCAUGGGCCCUUCGGCCAAUACGUCGUCAAUGGCUGCACACCAUUAUCUAUCAUUACAUGGAUGACAUUCUUUGUUGUCAGAAAGAGCCAUUCUCGGAACAGUCUGUGAAACAACUACAGGAGGUGCUGGCUCAAAAAGGACUUGUUGUGGCUCCUGAAAAGACUCAACGUGCGUUCCCUUGGAAAUACCUAGGGUGGACAAUUUCCGAUUCACAAAUUCGACCGCAGAAAAUAGACCUUAAUACCCAGUUGACAAAUUUAACGGAUGUGCAAACAUUAUUGGGAGAUGUUAAGUGGGUUUGGAACUGUGUGGGUGUCAACAAUGAAGACAUUGCACCUUUGACAACACUCCUGCGAGGCACAAAUCCUGCAGAACAAGUGACGUGA
Mesitornis unicolor (brown roatelo) is the source of this 630-nucleotide messenger RNA. RefSeq names its product putative HERV-K_Xq28 provirus ancestral Pol protein. Bases 1 to 630 code for a protein of 209 amino acids. Lineage: Eukaryota; Metazoa; Chordata; Aves; Mesitornithiformes; Mesitornithidae. The transcript has a single exon. The record is from RefSeq and is a predicted model, not a curated record. Gene Ontology annotation, molecular function: RNA stem-loop binding.